Theobroma umbraticum is the source of this 2002-nucleotide messenger RNA. Lineage: Eukaryota; Viridiplantae; Streptophyta; Magnoliopsida; Malvales; Malvaceae. The record is from RefSeq and is a predicted model, not a curated record.
AUAUUGACCAAAAUUAUUUACUACAAAAGGAAAUUUGUUUUUUUGUUAGAAAGGAAGUUGUAAUUAGCAUAAAUAAAAAAAUUCAAAAAAAAAUGUUUAGGCCAAAAAGGGGGUGGGCUUGCAUUGCAUCGCGAGAGGGCUGAAGAAGGCAGCAAAAAUAAUUGGAACUUCCCGCCUUGACCACAAGGUGCAGCGAAAUCAGUGAAAAAGCAACACUGUUUUCGAUUUCCAAAUCCCAAUCGGGAGAGAAAUGGUGCGUGCUUCCUCUUCAAAGAAGCCGCCGAUUGCAGAGACCGCUGAAGCCACAGAGCGGAAAAGACUGAAGAAAUUAGCUUUGAAAAACAACUUAGUUUCCGACACAGCGGCCACUCCCAAGUCUUUUGUUCCUCUCAGCCCAUCGAAGCUAGUAAUGAAGCACCAUGGCAAAGAUAUUCUCAGGAAAUCUCAAAGGAAAAACCGUUUCCUUUUCUCCUUUCCCGGACUCCUUGCUCCCAUUUCUGGUGGCAAGAUCGGCGAGCUCAAGAAUUUGGGCUCCAAAAACCCUAUCCUCUACCUUGAUUUCCCUCAGGGUCAAAUGAAGUUGUUUGGGACAAUUGUGUAUCCGAAGAACAGGUAUUUGACUUUGCUGUUCUCUCGUGGGGGAAAGAACGUUAUGUGUGAGGAUUAUUUUGACAACAUGAUUGUAUUCUCUGAUGCAUGGUGGAUUGGAAAAAAAGAUGAGAACCCAGAAGAAGCCCGACUUGAUUUUCCAAAGGAACUAUGUCAGGGACAGCAGAUGGAAUAUGACUUUAAAGGUGGUGCAGGGGUGGAAUCUGUUAGCAAGCAAGAGACUCCUAGAACAGAAAUAAAACAGUUUGAAAUAGAGUCCCUUGAUAAUGACUCUGGAGAUGCUUUAUCAGAUGAUGACAAUGACUUGACAACUAAGAUGGAAGUGACGCCAACUAGGCACUCUACAAGAAAUGCUGGAAAAAGAUUCAAAUUUGUUGAGGCUUCUUCUGAGGAUGACCCUAUCAGAAGUGAUGCCGAACCAUCAGAUGGAGAAGAGAAGAAAGUUGGCAAGAAACUUGAUUUAACUGAAAAUGAUACCAUUGGAAAGACUAUUAGUUCUGCUCCUCUGGUCCUUAGGUCUGAUUCUGCAGAAGAUAGUCAGAUCUCCGAACAAAUUCAAACUUCUCUAACCUCAGCGUCCAAGUCUAGAAAAAUAUCUAAGUCAACUGUUACAGUGACUAAAUCAAAGGAAAACUCAAAGGCAAAUCGUGGUUCACUUGUCCAACCUACCAUAUCUACAUUAUUUAAAAAAGUGGAAGAAAAGGUAUGGCAAAUGAUGAUUAUUUGCAUGUUCUUGUGGUUUCUAGAACUUAUUUGCAGUGCCGGUUUAUCUCUUUGUGACAUAUGCAUGCAGCUGAAGUUUUUGGCAUAUAAUGGCCUUCAGCUCUUUCCCUUUUCUGUUAAAAUUUGUAAUGGAUACUUCUUUGAAACUGUAGGGACAGGAACCAAAAGAAAGAAGAAAGAAUCUGAGGAUGAAGAGGAGGACGUCGAAGAAAUCUCAAGCACAUCAGAGGAUGCUAAUGGAAGUGAUGAAGAUUGGACUGCUUGAGAUUAUAAUGCCACUAUUGUAAAUAUAGGAAUGCCAAAGCAAAUUCAAGCCUAUACUUAGUGAAAGUGAUGAAGACUGAACAAUGAGAAAGAGAUUGUGACACAACCAUGAUGGUGGGUUUCUAAAGGGUCUCAAAACUUUUCAAUUGAUGUUGUAGAAUUAGUCAUAAUUUUUUUUUUUGAAUGGCAGAAUUAGUCAUAAUCGGCAUAACCAUGAUGGUUAUGUUACUACUUGUGUUAAAAUUUCAAAGAUCACAUGCACCGCAUUUCUCCUCAAUUAGAAUAGUUCUUCAGUUGGUUGCUUAUCAGAAGAAAAGGGAAGCUUUCUUUGGUUAUUGGAUUCUCUAAAUGGUAAAAUGGUUGUUAUGAUUCAAGACAAAAAUAAAGAUCAAUCCUUUUUUUUUUU